AUGGCAGUUACCCUAGUCUCCGCGUACCAAAACUUUACCGUUAUUACGCGUCUUGGAAAUGUUAAUGGCUUAGUAAUUCCUACAACAAAGGGUGACAUCUUCAGAUUCACAGGAAUUCCUUUUGGUAAAGCACCAGUUGGUAGCCAACGUUUUCUCAAACCGCAGCCAUACGGUUCCUGGAAGAGAACUCUCGAUGCGACUAAAAUUGGACCUGCUUGCAUGCAAUCAUACACCUAUGCUAGUGUAUAUCAUAAUUAUUUUUCAGAAGACUGUCUCCAGUUGAAUAUAUAUGUUCCUUAUAAUAUUACUCAAGAUCUGAGGAGAAGCGUUAUGGUUUUUAUUCAUGGCGGGGCAUACAUGCUUGGAUCAGGUAUUUCAAUCGAUGGUUCUAGGAUAGCCUCCCAUGGUAAUGUAAUUGUUGUGACAAUAAAUUACCGCCUGGGUAUGUUUGGAUUUCCAUCUUUGCAGUACUCUGGAGUUGAUGAAAACGUCGGAUUGUGGGAUCAGAUAUUAGCUUUGAAAUGGAUCAAAGACAACAUAGAUGAUUAUGGUGGAGACCCGUCUGCUAUUACAAUAUUUGGUCAAUCAGCUGGAGGAUUUUCCGUCAAUUUUCAAAUGCUUAUACCCCGUAAUAAGGGUCUUUUCCAUCGUGCAAUCAUUGAAAGUGGCACAGCAAAUUCAUUAAUUGCUAUGAAAAGAUCAUCAAAUGUUGGACGCCUGAUAGGAAAGAACUCUCGUUGUAAUGAUCAAGACCAAUCGAUGUUCUUACGAUGUUUGCGAAAUUUGGACGCUGGUAUCAUUGUCAACAAAACUGAUGAAUAUUCUGCAACGCUUGGCAUUGACGUCUUUUAUGAACUUGUAUUUACCCCAGUACUAGAUGGUGACUUACUUCAAAGAACACCUAUGGAAUUGAUUAGAGAUAAAUCUUCGGAAGAAUUUCAGUUCUUUGAAUCAAUUGACUUGAUAGCGGGUACCUGUGAUAUGGAGGGAGCGUAUGUUUUUAUCACAGGUAAACCUUUCGAAAGAGAAUUUAAUUUCAAUAUGUCAGAUGGAAUUCCAAAACGAUUUCUUUGUGAUGCGUUGAUAUCAGGAUUUGUUCAAACUUACUAUGAAAAUAGUUCAACAAUUUCUGAUCUAAUAUGUCAAGAAUAUACCAGUAAAGACAAAACUACUCAAUCUUUGAAUGUUGCACAUUAUUUGACGGAUUUUCCGUUUCUUUUGCCAACUAUAAACAUGUUACAAGCUCAUGCCUCAAGCAAAUCCUCCUCAACAUAUCAAUUCAUAUUUUCGGAAGGGGAACACUCGCUUUAUCCAAAGUUCCCAUCUUGGCUUCAUGGGGCGGGACAUGGAACUGAGUUGAUAUAUCUCUUCGAUGCUAGAAAGUUGGCAAAUUCUAAUUUUACUCUCUCUGCGAAGCAGGCGGCAUUAUCACUACAGCUAAUUGAAUACUGGACAAAUUUUGCAAAAACAGGAAAUCCAAACGGUCCCAACAAAGCAGACUGGUUGCCCUAUCUCAGUAACACAGAAUCAUACAAACAACUGAGCAUAAGGAAUAUGACGAAUGGAAACCAUUACAGAAAGGACUAUGUCAAACUAUAUAACACGAUCAACGGUUAUAAAUUCCUAACGUCGACAGGAGGAAAUAUGCAAUCUAGAAUCAUUUUGAUCUUGGUUGUACUUUUUUAUGGUUUAAAAUUGUUUCUGUGA
Saccostrea echinata is the source of this 1707-nucleotide messenger RNA. Its product is annotated as bile salt-activated lipase-like. Bases 1 to 1707 code for a protein of 568 amino acids. NCBI's taxonomy places the organism in Eukaryota, Metazoa, Mollusca, Bivalvia, Ostreida, Ostreidae. The transcript has 2 exons. The record is from RefSeq and is a predicted model, not a curated record.